Molecule: messenger RNA, 2748 nt
Organism: Betta splendens (Siamese fighting fish)
Lineage: Eukaryota; Metazoa; Chordata; Actinopteri; Anabantiformes; Osphronemidae
Product: anoctamin-9-like
Exons: 24
Coding region: 226-2562 (778 amino acids)
Biological process (GO): chloride transmembrane transport
Cellular component (GO): plasma membrane
Molecular function (GO): chloride channel activity
Source: RefSeq, a predicted model, not a curated record
UGCACCUGUACGCGCGCGCAUAGCGAUGCACCGCUCGUAUUUGCCUAUGCGGAAGUCAGAAGGGCGAGCGGGUGAGAUAAACUGUUUAGUGAUGGAAAUUCAUAUUCGAUCAUGUAAAUGGUUGGAAUGAAAUGGAGCUGAAGCGCUUAUGAGACGGACACAGUCACUGGAUGUAGAUUUUUACCUGUGAACGAGCUCCGCGUCAACUCUGAGAGGACCGUCAACAUGUUCUACAAGAACCGGGAGGAAGAUGUUGAGCUGCAACACAGAGACAAGGAUGGUAAAGACACUGAGCCUUUGCUGUCUUCAUACGAGUCAUUUGAUUAUUUACUGAUGAGCGAUGCUAAAGACGGCGCCCAGAAGAGGAAAGCCUUUAUUCAGCAGCUCAAGAGGAAAAACAUCUUUGUCACUGAGGUCCAACAUCCACAUUACAAGGAUUCUGAAAAGGAGUUCUUCGGCCUACGGGUUUCCAGUCAAGCGUUGGAGGACUACCAUUAUUUGCUGAAAGUGUCCGACUCCUGCAAUGCGUGCAGAGAUGAGAGUGAAGCCGACAAACAGACAACUAGAAUCCGAAUCAUCAAUUUCAUCAUCUAUAACACUUUUCUGGACACAGGAGAGAAACUGGAUGACCUGUUGACGAACAAUGUAUUCAAGUCUGUGUUCUGCCUCCAUGAGAGAAAGCAGCAGAAACAGCUGACGAAGAAGUGGGCUUCAUGGUCGCGUCUCAUUGCACCUCAGCCAUUCAACGAUAUUAAGCAGUACUUUGGAGAGAAGGUCACUCUGUACUACCUGUGGCUGGACUGGUACACAAAGUUGCUGGUUCCUGCUGCUCUUCUGGGUGUUAUCGUGUUCUUGUAUGGACUCGCCUUUUUCAACACCAGCCCUCUCAUAAAGGAAGUGUGUAACUCCAGUAUUAUUAUGUGCCCUCGCUGUGAUCAGGAGAAAUGCAAAGUGUGGAAGCUGUCAGAAACCUGUGCCUAUGCCAAGGUCAGUCAUCUGUUUGACAAUGAGGGCACGGUGGCUUUUGCUGUGUUCAUGGCGUUGUGGGCCACCGUGUUCCUGGAGCUCUGGAAGAGACACAGAGCAAUUUACGUUUCUCGGUGGAAGGUCUAUGACUGGUCUGAACUAGAGGAGGAGCUGAUUAUGGGCAUAGUGAACAAUCCAAACUGCAAAGCAAAAGAGUACAAACACACCUACCUGCAAAGCACUUUAGUUCUCGUUCUGGUGACACUCAUGCUGAUGCUGAUCAUUGGACUUGCUCAGGCUCUGGUGGUCUUCCGCGUGGUUGCUGCACCCUUGUUGUCUGUGGUCCAGUGGGAAUUCAUCAAGGACAACGCCAGCACUGUGGCAGUGUUGCUGGGAGCUGUGCUGCACUAUUUUACCAUUCAGAUCAUGACUCGUAUAAACAGAUGGGUUUCCAUAAAGCUUUGUAACAUAGAGAAGAAAAACACAUUCGCUUCCACAGAGAGGAGUUUCACCAUCAAGAUGUUCACCUUCCAGUUCUUCACGCUGUUCUCCUCACUCUUCUAUGUGGCCUUCUUCCUGGGCAGAAUCAACGGCCACCCAGGAAACUAUGUUCGUAUCGCUGAGUGGAGACUGGAGGAGUGUCAUCCUAGUGGCUGCUUGACAGACCUCUUCAUCCAGAUGGCAGUGAUCAUGGUGCUCAAACAGACCCUCAACAACAUCGUUGAGUUUUCCCAGCCCUGGUUGAAGAGCUUUUUUGGAAAAAAGGAAGCAUUGAAGCUGGAGAGCAGCUGUGAGCACUGCAACAGUAAAGCCUGUUGUGAUGAAGAUGGAUUUGUUGAACCUUGUGACACCUGCCAACGGCGAGAUUGGCUGCGCAACUACUAUUUGGCCAGCACAGAUUCGUUCAGCCUAUUUAACGAAUACCUAGAGAUGGUGAUCCAGUUCAGCUUCACCACAAUAUUUGUGGCAGCGUUCCCCCUCGCCCCCCUGCUGGCGCUCAUCAACAAUAUCUUUGAAAUCCGGCUGGAUGCAAUCAAGAUGGUCAGACUGGAACGCCGCCUGGUUCCCAGGAAGACCAACGACAUUGGUGUAUGGACGAAGAUUCUGGAAGCGGUUGGCGUGCUAGCGGUGAUUGCUAACGGACUGGUCAUUGGAAUCACGUCUGACUUCAUUCCGCGGAUGGUCUACCGUUAUCGUUACGGCCCGUGCGCCAACGGAAUCACUGACACACAUUGCAUGGAGGGCUACAUUAAUGAUACCCUGUCCACGGCCUUCAUGGGUGACCCGGAAGUUCAGAAAGACUUCAAAGCCAGUCAGCUGAUCCUGAACAGUGGCGUAAACGUCACUCACUGCAGCUACCGGGACUACAGGAAUCAUGAGGACUACAGUCUGACCUCUCAGUUCUGGCUGGUUCUGGCCGUGCGCUUUGCCUUCGUUAUCCUGUUUGAGCAUGUUUUAGUGGUGUGUAAGUUUAUAGUGGCCUGGUUCGUCCCCGACACUCCCACGCAGGUGAAGAAUCACAGUCUGAGAGACAAGAUGGAACGGCUGAAGAAGGAGUUCCAAGAAAUGAAAUUGAACAGAUCAACUGAUGUGUGACCUCAAACCUCUGCCUCCCUGAUGAGUGUGAAACUAAUAUUGAUGGAUUUUUCUUGUUUUAUUUUUGGAUUGUAGCUCUGUUCUGCUGUAAUGUUGUGUAAAUAUGAUAUAAUUCCUUUCUGCUGUCACCACACAACACAUCGCCAAAUGUCAAAUGAUGCUUUUAUAUAAAAGGCUACAAAAAUU